AGCAAAAAUGGUUGUGUUCCUUUUCAAACUCAUCUUCUUUGCAUUGAGCUUCGUAUCGAGCUUGGUUUUGGGCUUGAUCUUCUCUGCUGCUGCUCGUGUUCUAGUAUUAUUAAUCCAUGGAUUCAGAGCACCAGGCCUAGCCAUCCAUGGCACAUUACAACAAGUCACAGAGGUCAUCAGGUCAUGUUCUGAGUACUUUGUGGGCCUUGUAUUGGAAGCAAUAAGUGCUCUAGUCUCAGCUUUCUUUGAUUAUCUAAAACAAAGUGUCACAGGGUCUGCUGGAGUUACCACUUCUGCAAUUGGAGAUCUCAUGGAGAAAACAAAGACUUCGCUUGAAUUGCUUGACGGGUUGCUCACUGAUUUCCCAGAGGUUUCUGAGAUGAUUUUUACCAUGGUGGCUGAUUUGUGGAACAAUUGCAGGGAUGCUUUUGGAUAUGUUGCGGAGAAUGCUUGAUUAUUUUUGUACAUACCUCUUCAAUUGGUUGUAAAAAUGUGUAAGAACAAAUGUGUAUAACAUUUGAGAUCAUCAUACCAACUAAUACUGUCUUAGAUUACUAGAAAAGGUAUAGGAAGAACCAACUUUGCAGGUAAUUCGUUGUAUUUUAUGCUAUGUGUGGGGGUUAACUUGAACCCCCAUGUUACAUUGGAGGAGUGCUACAGUCAAUCAUUCACCCGCUUAAGUGAUUUCUAACCAUAAAUGCAUGUGGAUUCUACUACAGGGUCUACAUAAAUUAACAUCUAGAAAUAGUAGCACUAGAUUCACGGUCGUACUUGAUUGCUUGUAUGUGUGAGGAUUUGUCAGUGCAAUGUGAAGAUGGCCCAAGUAUGAGACCAAAUUACAAACA
Prunus mume (Japanese apricot) is the source of this 845-nucleotide messenger RNA. NCBI's taxonomy places the organism in Eukaryota, Viridiplantae, Streptophyta, Magnoliopsida, Rosales, Rosaceae. The record is from RefSeq and is a predicted model, not a curated record.